This is a messenger RNA of Plectropomus leopardus (leopard coralgrouper), 2866 nucleotides long. RefSeq names its product salvador family WW domain containing protein 1 (gene sav1). The record is from RefSeq and is a predicted model, not a curated record. Gene Ontology annotation, cellular component: cytosol. Gene Ontology annotation, molecular function: protein binding; molecular adaptor activity. Gene Ontology annotation, biological process: positive regulation of apoptotic process; apoptotic process; hippo signaling. Lineage: Eukaryota; Metazoa; Chordata; Actinopteri; Perciformes; Serranidae.
GGACCAGUGGUGGGAGUGGAUCUCUGCUCAGAGCGGACUGGACCGACUGGAGGAGGAAACACUCAUCCAGCCGCUGGAGUUAGCUGGCUAACUGGCUGCUAGCUAAUCUGAAGCUAAAAUGUUUCCUCUCCGCGCUUCGCAAACUGAACGGGACGGUCGCGGGGUCGAAGAGUUGUGCCAUGACGUUUGCUGUUGAUGUUUCCGAGCCUUGAGUUAUGCUCUCACGAAAGAAAAGUAAAAACGAAGCGUCGAAACCAGCAGAGGUACACGGGAAAUAUGUGAAGAAGGAAACGUCGCCGCUCCUCAGAAAUCUUAUGCCCUCAUUCAUCCGUCAUGGACCCACUAUUCCCAGACGCACAGAGGUCCCUCUGCCAGACGUGGGGCCCUCUGCCUACCCUGUGGCACCCAUCCGGGAGCCUGUGGUGUCCCGCAACAAGAGCUUUCUCCGCAACCCCGUGCAAAGGCCUCCUCAUGAGGUGGCCCGAAGGGAGAGCCACCGAAUGUCAGCACCUCCCUACCUGCCUCGCAGUCUGGGAGACCUGCCCCGCGAGUAUGGAGGCUCCUCACAGUCCUUCCUCACAGACGUGAGCCCCAUGUCCGAGAACGGAGAUGCUGCGCGGUAUUAUUACCCCUCUGAACCUUACUAUGACAACCAGCAGCACCAACAGCAGCAGCAGCAUCAGCAACGCCAGCCCAGGAGGGUCCCGGACCGCUUUCCUGAGGACUAUAGAUACUAUGAACACAAUGAACACAACUUCCAAAGACUUCCACGACAACACACUCCCCCAGCUCCCAGCAGACCCCCUUCAGGCAUAGGUCGAAUACAGGCCAAGUCCCUCGGGAACCUCUCCAGUCUAGGGGGAGAGGACCUCCCCCUUCCGGCCGGCUGGACCGUUGACUGGACCAUCCGUGGCAGGAAGUAUUACAUUGACCACAACACGAACACUACACACUGGAGCCACCCUCUGGAGAGGGAAGGGCUCCCUCCAGGCUGGGAAAAGGUGGAGUCGGCUGAGUUUGGGGUCUACUAUGUGGAUCACAUCAACAAGAGGGCACAGUAUCGACACCCCUGUGCUCCGAGUGUGCCCCGCUAUGAUCAGCCUCCACCGUUGCCGCCUCCUGUGACCUAUCAGCCGCGUCCUGCAGAGAGAAACCAGCCGGUGCUGGUGCCAGCCAACCCGUACCACACAGCGGAGAUCCCAGACUGGCUGCAGGUCUACGCCCGUGCCCCACUCAAGUACGACCACAUCUUGAAGUGGGAGUUGUUCCAGCUGGCAGACUUGGACACGUAUCAGGGCAUGCUGAAGCUGCUCUUCAUGAAGGAGCUGGAACACAUCGUCAAAUCCUACGAGGCGUACCGGCAGGCGCUGCUGUCAGAGGUGGAGGCACGCAAACAGCGGCAGCAGUGGUACGCCCAGCAGCCCAACAAGAACUUCAUUGGGAACAUGUGAUGUGUGUGUGAGCGCGGGGACGUCUCGCUGCCACGCCUCUCUGAGGUUUCCACAGUUUGGGAGCGGUCAGGGUUUUACUUUGAAAUCGUGAUUGACUCUUAAUUGCCUCUUUACCAAACACAUCUGUGCCUUCGCUUGAUCCAAAUAUAUCAGCCAGGAAGUCACAUUGGCUGGGGGCCCCUCGUCCCCCCAUGUGUGACACUCGAUGUCUGAACGACCAUGUGACUGAAAAACACUCCAAUGAAGAAGAAGAACCGAAAAUGUGCUGCAUGUGGGGAGACUGCUUCUGGUGCCAUUUACAGCCCUGAGAACUGAUUGCUGUAUGGAUUUCUGUUUUUAAGACUUGAGGAGAACAGAGUCCGAAAAAUGGCGGAUAUUUGUUCAAAAACAUCCUGAGAUUGUGCCUUUUUAAUAAAGUAAAAGCAGCAUUUUUACGAUGUCUGCUCACGUCUUGUAUACACCAGCUACUCCGUCAUUUUUUCCUGCGGGGGAAAGUGACUGGCAGCUCCUUCUAAUUUGUUUCUAUAUGAAAUACUUCAUGACUAUUUUUUCCUUUGCUUUGAUCAUAAACUGAAACCGCACUCUUACAUUAAAGUGUGCAUUUUUCUUUUUUGUAUGACAUAUCCUUCUAAGACAAUCCACCAAAACUUUCACAGAUAUUUAAGUUUUGAUAUGAAACACGUCUUUAUUUAAAAGACCUUUUGUUGGAUGAAGCAUCACAUUUGAUGCAGUGGUUUGAGCAUCUCUUGGCUCUCGGCAUUACUCUAAGUCAGGAAUAUUCUUGUGUGUGUGUGUGUGUGUGUGUGUAUAAUGAAACAUAAAUAAGCUACUGGAACUUUAUAAAAUCAGACGACACAUUAAGUUUGCCAAACAAGUGCAAUUUAACUUCUCCUUGUUUCAUUCUUUCUGGAUAUUUCUCGCCUUGGUAAUGCCUUAUUUUUAUGGACUGGCGCGUCUCUUCUGUGGAAGAAGUGCAGGUUCUUGGAAGCAUAUUUUACUGAUCACUAAUCAGUCAUCUUAGGCCCCUCGUGGGAUUCUCAGAAAUGUUUUUUUAAGCUGGGAGUUUUGUCUACUCAAGAAUAAUGCUAGCUCCAUUCAGUUCACUCGCCAGGGUCAAAAAGGCCAAAUGACUUUCAAGAUGUACCACAAUUUUAACACUAAGAUAAGGAAACAAAAGAGUUAAUACAAAUCCAGACAUUUCUGAAUGUCCUAAAAGGCUGCCUGAUUAGUUAACAGUGGGGUAUGUAUUUCUAGAGAGCUGUGUUUCAGUGAGUCCUUAACUACGCAAGAAGGUCUCAAUCACAUCUUUUCAGAGCGGUGUCAUCAGUUUGUACAUAUCUGAUUUUGUGGAUUGCAAAUACAGGACAAUAAGCAAUAAAGUCUGCAGUGAAGAAAAAUAAAACCUCUGACUGUGC